This is a messenger RNA of Sungouiella intermedia, 552 nucleotides long. NCBI's taxonomy places the organism in Eukaryota, Fungi, Ascomycota, Pichiomycetes, Serinales, Metschnikowiaceae. The record is from the annotation of a GenBank genome assembly.
AUGGCCUGGUUAUCCGGAUACAGGGCACUAGGAGGCGAGACGCCCAGCAAUUCGCCUCUCCACAUUGUUCUCCAAAUCUUUAUCCUUCAGUGUUUUUAUUACUUAACUGCACUCACCAUUUUCUACUUGGUGGCACUGCUCAACGGUUACGAAUUCUCCAUUGACUGGAUCUUUUCAUGGGAGCUUAUCGAGCCAGAUAAUGCUAUGGGGCUCACCCUAUUUGCCAUGUGGCUCAUAGACUCACUCCUUUGUGUGUUAUUCGUGACCAUUAUCGUGGGCCGGUCCAAAUUGGCAUGGGAUUUUGCCGUGACCGUUCACAUUAUCAACUUGGCCGUAGUGUGGCUAUACACGGGACGGUUUCCGACGCUGCUUUUAUGGUGGUGUUUGCAGAUAUUGAGCGGAGUGCUCUUGGUUACGCUUUCGACAUACUCAACGCGAUGGAAAGAGCUCAGAACGACGUUUUUCGACAAUAUGCUCGAGCAACAGGAAUUGGGUCAAGUACAACACCCUGAAGGUAUCCAAAUGAAGGAUUUGAGUGGAAGUCUGAGCUGA